UUACUGUUAUGAGUGUUAAUCUUUUCCCCACUGGACCAUCCAAAUAAUGAUUAUUUUCGUGGUACUAAUAUCAUCUGGCAGGAACAAUGCUUUUACUAUGCCAUGAUUUUUGUUAGGCGCAUGUCACGGUUGCUUGUUUGCAACAAAGAAAUUGACCUCCUGCAGUCAUCUUUUCUUAGAUGGAGAAAAACAAACGACAGAGGUCGCUGUAACUCACAUGUUGGACAACGGAAACAACUGUCGUGGAGCAAGUUACAACUCGUUAGUGUGAAAACUUCAACUUGGCUGGAAAACCGUCAGUUUAAAACCGAAAGCAUUCGUCAAGGUUCCGCAGACUCUAGUAAACGUCACGGGACGGGACUGUGUGGAAAGCAAAUUAAGUCUAAGAACACAAUGCCGAAAAGAAAGAGUGACACCAAAUCUGAACAAUCUUCAAAGAAAGCAGAACCAAAGGCUGAAACCACAGAUGAAAAACCAACAAAGAAACAGAAGGUUGACAAGAAUGGUGCCAAUGAAGCUGCUAUUGCUGCUUUGAAUGUUCCUGAAACCUACACAACAGACAAAAAAUCAGUGGAGGAAAAUGAGGCCAAUUUGAAGAUUGCAUCCUGGAACAUUGCUGGCUUACAAGCAUGGAUUAAGAAAGAUGGCAUGUCAUACAUCAAGAAAGAGGAUCCAGACAUCUUUUUUGUCAUGGAAACUAAGGUUGACAGUGAAUCUGUGCCUUCAAGUGCCAAGGUAGAAGGUUAUCAUACAUAUUGGCUUGGCGCUACAUCCAAGAAGGGUUAUUCUGGAACAGGGCUGUACACGAAGAAGGAGCCUAUCAGUGUUAAGUAUGGAAUAGGUGUGGAGAAACACGAUGAAGAGGGCCGAGUAAUCACAGCAGAGUACGAUGAUUUCUAUUUUGUUGGCGCUUACGUGCCAAACUCUGGACGUGGACUUACAAGGUUGGAAUACCGGCAGGAAUGGGAUAAAGAUUUCACCGAGUACUUGGCCAAAUUGGAUGAAACCAAGCCAGUCAUCUACUGCGGUGAUCUGAAUGUAGCUCAUGAGGAGAUUGAUCUAAAAAAUCCCAAAAAUAACCACAACAAGACACCAGGAUUUACCGAUGAGGAGAGGGAAGGGUUCUCUGCUUUACUGAACAAAGGCUUUGUAGAUAGCUUCAGGCAUCUGUAUCCUGACAGAGAAUACGCUUACUCAUUCUGGACGUACAUGGGAAAUUGCCGAGCUAAGAAUGUUGGAUGGCGCCUGGACUAUUUUGUGAUUUCAAAGCGACUGGUACCCAAGCUGUGUGACACUGGUAUGCGGACGUGGAUCAAGGGUAGUGAUCACUGUCCGAUUGUACUUCAUAUGGCCAUGUAAUAAGUUGACAGAGGACAGGUGACAAAUCAACUUGUUACAUGUACCAGCACUUUUUAGGGUGCCGUUGAUCAAACAAAUAAGAAAACUUGACAUGUUACACUUCAGGACACUACACAAACUUGGGGAUGUAUUGUUUGUUUUAUAUGGCACAAGAUUGUGUCUGAGGCUGCAUCUGAAUCUCUUGUCUAGAGCUAGGUCUUGGUAUUCAAUCCAUUGGAAAUGCAUGGAGACGCGCAGACAAUAGACCUAGCCGUAGGUCUGGAAGCUCGUUUCGGACACGGCGUGAGUAGAGUCCGGAAUAUUAUGUGUUUUGAAAAUGAACCUUUGAAGAAAACUUUCCAACAUUGUAGUAUGCAUUACUGGACAGAUUGUUCCAAAUGUUUUUUUAUUUGAUGAGUGAAAUGGCAUGGCUCGGUGGAUUGUGCUACAAAACUGUUGAAAAUAAAAUGUAAUGACACUCACGGGGGGCAUUAAUGAGCAACAUAUACAUAAUUUUAUGAUACCGUCUUAAUACAAAUUUGUAAUGAAGUUUCGGGGUUUUUUUUGUACUAGAUAACAAUGUAGGUCAGUUUUAGAUGUUAGUGCACCUGUACAUGUCUAUCCAUCGAGGACAUUAGGAUUUCACGCCUGAAAACAAUGGCAGUCAGUAUUAAGGAUCUGAUGUUGCGCUAGCCAUUGGAAAAGCCACUGAUAAAGUUGUAGGUUUUAGCUCGGAUUUAAUCAUUGAAAGUACUGUUUUCAACUCUUUUUUAUCUUAACCAGAAAUUGACAAAAAGUUGUUGCAAAAAUAUCCUUGGGUUUUGCCAAAAGGGGUGAAUCUGAAGGCAGUCAAAGUCUCUUGGAUGACGGAUGUUCAGGGAUACAGUGGGUUAGCAGUCAGUUUUUUACCGAGCAGGAAACUGUUGUGUUGUUUCUGCUUCUUUUGAGAACUGUUGAAUAGUUUUCACGUCUCGUAUCAUCCAGUGAGACAGAAAGAAGGCAAAUAUCUGAAAUAAUACAAAAAUGAAACUAGAGGAUUUCAUGAUUUGAUCUUUCUGGGUUUCGGAAUCGUUCGUUUUUGUGUCAUUUUCUCAUUGUUUUUAUAUUCACAUUCCUCUCCAAAUAUGAAAAUUUCAAUGUGCAUGUCACUGGACUUUGGCUGGCCCGGGGUAAUAAACUUGAGGCAACAAUUGAA
Messenger RNA from Acanthaster planci (crown-of-thorns starfish), 2533 nucleotides. RefSeq names its product apurinic/apyrimidinic endodeoxyribonuclease 1 (gene apex1). Gene Ontology annotation, cellular component: nucleus. The record is from RefSeq and is a predicted model, not a curated record. NCBI's taxonomy places the organism in Eukaryota, Metazoa, Echinodermata, Asteroidea, Valvatida, Acanthasteridae. Gene Ontology annotation, molecular function: phosphoric diester hydrolase activity; DNA-(apurinic or apyrimidinic site) endonuclease activity; endonuclease activity. Gene Ontology annotation, biological process: base-excision repair.